AGACAUUUAAAAACAAAACAAAAUUAAAUACGAAGGAAAGAAAGAAGAAAGAAAGAAAGAACGAAAGAACGAAAGAGAAGAGCGAAGGCAAGAAAGGAAAUUGUCUGGAACUUUCUUCCAGACCCAAAAGGAAUCUCCAAAACAACUCACAACCGCCCUUCUCCCUCUUGUCGCUUCUUCUCAUUUUCUUCCUUUAUAAUUCUCUACCAGAUUCCUUCUUUCUUUCUUCCUUCAUACCUAUAUCGCUUCUUCAAUUUCUAUAUUCACUUUCCUCCCUCCAUUCAAUCAUCGCAACACAGAUUUUGUUAUUUUAGGUAUUGUUGUUUUAAUUAUCAAUCCAUGGCUGAAGAACAUAGAUGCCAAGCGCCCAAGCUUUGUGCGAACAAUUGCGGGUUCUUUGGCAGUCCCGCCACAAGAGAUUUCUGUUCUAAAUGUUACCGAGAUCUGCAGUUGAAGGAACAACAAUCCUCCACCGCUAAACUAGCCUUAAACCAAACCCUGGCGGCGUCGUUGUUGUUAAAUCCGGAACCGGAAGCGAAGGAACAACGCGUGGAGGAGGAAGAGGAGGUGAGGACGGAAGUGGUUCGGACGGCAGCGGCGGAGGAAAGACAACAACAGCAGCCGAGCCGAUGUAUGACGUGCAGGCGGCGCGUGGGGUUGACGGGGUUCAAGUGCCGGUGUGGGAUGGUGUAUUGUGGGAGUCACCGGUACCCGGAACAACACGGGUGUGAAUUUGACUUCAAGCAGAUGGGAAAGGAGCAGAUCGCGAAGGCGAAUCCGGUGGUGAAGGGGGAGAAACUGCAGAAGAUUUGAGGGAAGGAAAUUAAAGGGGGUAAAAUUGUCUUAUUUUUCUUCAUCUUGGUUUGGUAUAUGUCUCUUUCGUGUGGUAAGGGCCAGCGCGUGGCGCGGGACCUGGUGGAGCAUUUCGAAAAAUAUUGGUGGGUUGGUUGUAUAAAAUUAAUAUUCAAAUAAUAUGAGUCUUCUAUACAUUUCAAAUUUCUAUUGCUA
Molecule: messenger RNA, 1008 nt
Organism: Cucumis sativus (cucumber)
Lineage: Eukaryota; Viridiplantae; Streptophyta; Magnoliopsida; Cucurbitales; Cucurbitaceae
Product: zinc finger A20 and AN1 domain-containing stress-associated protein 3
Exons: 2
Coding region: 340-813 (157 amino acids)
Molecular function (GO): zinc ion binding; DNA binding
Source: RefSeq, a predicted model, not a curated record